AAAGAGAAAGGCAGAGCAGCGAAGAAAGGUAAAGGAGAAGAGAAAGAGAAGAAAGAGAGAGAGAGAGAGAGAGAGAGAGAGAGAGAGAGAAUGUACCGAUUCAGCAACACGGUGAUAGGGUUUCUCAACCUGCUGACGCUGCUUGCAUCCAUACCGUUGAUCGGAGGGGGAUUAUGGAUGGCCAAGAGCAGCAGCACGUGCGAGUCGUUCCUCCAGAUGCCGCUGCUGGUGAUGGGGUUCGUGAUCUUGGUGUUGUCCCUGUUGGGAUUUAUAGGGGCCUGUUUCAACGUCGCGUGGGCUCUAUGGGUAUAUCUAACGGCUAUGAUCCUCAUCAUCGCCACCCUCCUUUCCUUCACCAUCUUCGGAUUCGUAGUCACCAACGGCGGUGGUGGGGUACCCGUACCCACCAGGAUCUACAAGGAGUACCGUCUCUCGGACUACUCGCCCUGGCUCAGGAAUCGGAUCCGGGACCCGAUGAACUGGCGGAGGAUCCGCGGCUGCAUCCUCAACUCCAACACGUGCGCUAAGCUCGCCUCAUGGACACCGCUUGAUUAUCUGGAGCGAGACAUGUCUCCGAUUCAGUCGGGCUGCUGUAAGCCGCCAACAUCAUGCGACUACGCCAGCGGAGCUUCAACGAUGUUAGCCCAAGAUCCAGACUGCUUCAAAUGGAACAAUGCAGCAGGUCAGCUGUGCUACGAGUGCGAUUCUUGCAAGGCCGGAGUGCUGGAGGACGUGAAGCGGGACUGGCACAAGCUCUCUGUCCUCAAUGUCGUCGUGCUUGUUUUCCUCAUCGGCAUCUACUCCAUUGGCUGCUGCGCCCUCCGAAACACCAAGCGGUCGGAAUCUGACUACCCCUAUGGAGAGAAUAGGAUGAGCAAAGUCCGGCCUAGAUGGGAUUUCUACUGGUGGAGAUGGUGGCAUGACCGAAGGGAACAAUUAUAUUAGUUUCCUCUCUUUCAUAAUUUGGAAGUUUGUAAUAUAAAAGACCAAGUCAUGAUCGGUUUGAUGCGAUGACUUAAAUGUGAUGUUAGAUUUUGUUCAAAACUGA
Messenger RNA from Magnolia sinica, 1048 nucleotides. Its product is annotated as tetraspanin-6. Gene Ontology annotation, cellular component: plasma membrane; plasmodesma. The record is from RefSeq and is a predicted model, not a curated record. The coding region runs from base 91 to 945 and encodes 284 amino acids. Gene Ontology annotation, biological process: auxin-activated signaling pathway. The transcript has 3 exons. Lineage: Eukaryota; Viridiplantae; Streptophyta; Magnoliopsida; Magnoliales; Magnoliaceae.